Messenger RNA from Crotalus tigris (Tiger rattlesnake), 1680 nucleotides. It is a transcript of the gene ARMC10, whose product is annotated as armadillo repeat containing 10. The record is from RefSeq and is a predicted model, not a curated record. The coding region runs from base 361 to 1389 and encodes 342 amino acids. Gene Ontology annotation, molecular function: protein binding. Lineage: Eukaryota; Metazoa; Chordata; Lepidosauria; Squamata; Viperidae. Gene Ontology annotation, cellular component: mitochondrion. The transcript has 6 exons.
CACGCGCGCCAGGCACGCGUUGCUCUCCUCCGGCGCACGUGUGAACGCGACCAGCCACUCAAGGCGUCGGGAUGGGAAGCGGGGAGGUUAUUUUAGGCCAGCAGUGGGAACCCCGGUCGUUAGCCGGGUCUUCAUCCCCGGGGAGGGGGUGUCCAAAGUCCCUUCCUCCGCGAAUUGCAAAAACUCGGCUAGUCGAAGGGGGAGUGGGUGGUCGUCUGUCCGAGCCACCCGGGCGUCCCACGGGGAUCCUCGGGCUCCAUCCUCGGAGGUGGAGCCCGGCUGACCCGCCUGCAGCGGAAGGCGUCGCUUUCCCACGUGCUGCAAAUCCCGUUUCCGGGAGAAACACGUGUCCUGCCUGCCAUGCAGGAGGCGGGCGGUUGGAAGUGGCGGGGCGGCUUGGUGGGCUUGGCGGCGGCGGCGGGGGUCGCCUACGGCCUGUACCGGGCGACUUCCAGGCGGAGCGGCGGACGAGACUCCCCCGGGUCUGGGGGCUUGGAAGGGCGGCCGGACGACCCCGCUGGAGGGGGAGAAGCCUCGGGGGCUCCCGGGUUGCCCAGCCCCGACCUUUGGGGUCCUUCGGGGGGCGUCCCGCAAGGGGGCACCGAGCUUUCAAAAGCACCCCAUGGUGUUCUUGAGCCACAUCAGAUUAAGAGUCUUCUUCGUCUACUGGAGUCUACAGAAGACAUUUUGGUUCAAGAACAGAUCUUGGUUACCCUGAGCAACAGCGCAGCCUUCUCUGUCAAUCAAGAUAUCAUUCGGAAUUUAGGUGGCCUGCCUCUGAUUGGAAAAAUGCUUUCAGCUCCCACCACCAACGUUAAACAGAAAGCACUUAAUGCACUCAAUAAUCUGAGUAUGAAUACUAAAAAUCAGGAAGAACUAAAGGUCUACAUUACCAAGGUGUGCGAGGAAGUGGACACCUCUCCUGUAAAUUCUGAAUUGCAGCUAGCCGCCCUUCGGUUCUUAACCAACAUUUCCGUGACGAACGACUAUCAUUACAGGAUGAGCAGCUUCAUACCCAGUUUUCUGCACCUGCUGUUUGAAGGAAAUGAAAGGACUCAGGUUCAAGUCCUAAAAGUGCUCGUGAACUUAUCGGCCAACCCAGCUAUGGCAGACCCUCUGCUUAAUUCACAGGCGCCUCUUCUCUUAUCUCUGUUUGACAGCUGCAUAAACAAAGACAUUUUGCUCAGGGUCCUUGCAUUUGCCACCAAUCUGACGAGGUCCAUGAAAAAUGACAAGGGCUGUGCUAUCCAGAAUCGGUACAAUGAAGAUUCCAUUUUUUCUACUCUCUCCGGCAAUUCUCUGUAUACUCAAAAGCUGGCAUCCCUGCUACAUCAUUACGAUGCAGAAGUCAAAGAACAAGUUGCAAAGUUAAUAAUGCAGCAGCGCUGAGGUCAGCCUCAAUAAUUCCAUCUCCAAAAUCCUGAACGGCAUAAAAGGUAUAUAGCUUCCCAUAGCUAUUUUAUUGACCUGUGUAAAGUUUCCUCAUUUUUAACUGGGGAACUGUAUCCAUCCUGGACAUUUCCUUCAGCAUCAAAUGAUACUGCCCUCAUCUCUGGAAGUAGUAGUAGUAGUAGUAGUAGUAGUAGUAAUAACAAUUGUCAAUAAGAAAGACAAAAAAGUCUGGAUAGUGGACGUGGCAGUGCCUGGAGACAGCAGAAUAGACGAGAAAGAACUGGAGAA